GCUGCCACCCCGGGAACAGCAGGUCCUGGCAGCCAGUGACAGCCAGCCUGGAUGGCCAGGGACACGGGGAUGGCCGGAAAGGUGGCACUGCUGCUGUGGGCCCAGGGUGACCAAGGUGUCCCUGUCCUCAAGACCUCCGUGCUACACCAGUGUUCCACUGGGGACAGUCUGGGGACAAACACCACACCGCAUCCCCCGGGUGCUGCUGUCCCUGCAGGGCCACCCCCAUCCAGCCCUGUCCCUUCUCCCUUCCAGCCCAGACCCUCGGCCUCUCUGGUGAGUCCUCGGUGGAUGCCGUGUCCCUGUCCUGCUGUUCCCAGCCCCGUAGUGGCCCUGGCAGGCUGGUGUCCCAUGUCACCCGCAGGUGCCCAGACCACCCAGCUCCUGGUGGAGCCCCCCUGGACACCAGCAGUGCUGUGGGACCGGGUGACACUGACCUGCCAGGGCUCGCGGACCGCCAGUGCCACGACCUGGUACAGGGACGGGCAGCGAUGGUGGCAGGAGGCUUCCAACCACCUCAUUGUCACCGAGAGUGGCAACUACACCUGUGACAGACCUGGCAGUGGGCUCAGCCCCGCCGUGAGAGUCUUAAAUGGUCUCUUGGUGCUGCAGGUGCCAGCACGGCCAUGGCUUGAGGGGGACACGGUGACACUUCGCUGCCGGGGCUGGAGGGACGAGUCGGUCACCGGGGUGCAAUUCUACCAUGGGGACGAGGAGGUGAGGGGGACCCUCAGCGGGACCGAGCUUUCCCUGUCCCCUCUGCAGCUGCACCACAGCGGCCACUACCGCUGCAAGGGCCGGGGGAUCUCCGGGGCAUCACGGGGGUGGCAGGAGUCGGUGCCGGUGACAGUGACAGUGCAUGAGCUCUUCUCGGUGCCGGUGCUGGAGGGUCCCCCUGAAGUCACCGACGGGUCCACCCUGAUUCUCAGCUGCCGCAGCACCCCCAGCCUCCUGCGGCCCCGAGCCCCCCUCCUGCACCUCUUCUACCGGGAUGGGCAGUUGGUGAGGGGCCCGCAGUGGUCCCCGCUGAUCCUGGUGCCCACCGUGGGGGUCUCCCACUCAGGGAAUUACAGCUGCCAGGUGCGCUCUGAGAGGGGGACCGUGCAGAAGAGCAGCGCCCGGCUCGGCGUCACGGUGCGCAUGCCCGUGGCCAAUGCCACCAUCACCCCUGGUCCCCUGUCACACCAGGUGCGCACAGGUGACCCCGUGACCCUGCGCUGCUCGGUCCAGGUGGGCUCAGCCCCUGUCACCUUCACCUGGCUGCACAAUGGGCAGGAGGUGGCCCGGGGUCCCAGCCUGGAGCUUGGAUUUGUUACUAUGGGACAUUCGGGCACCUACCAGUGCGUGGCCACCAACCAGCUGGGACAGGAUGGGCACCGCGUGUUCCAGGCACUCAGCCCUGAGCUUGCCCUGGAGGUGACACCACAAGGACACUGGAACACAGCAGUGGCCACUGGGGUUGGCGGGUCCCUCCUCUUCCUGGUCCUGCUCGUGGGUGGAGUUGUUGGCUGGCGCCGGUGGAACCACAUGGCUGCCAGGAAUCACCAGGAAAGGGCACCCUCAGAUUCCUUGACCCCCCCCAGAGAUGAUCCUCAGGCGACCUACAUGGAGCUGAAAGGGCCACACAGGCAACCGUGGGAACCCAGUGACAUCUAUGACCAUCUACAACAGAAGCUGUGACACCCUGGGAAGCAGGAGGCACUGGGCAGCACUGGGGCUGCUCCCACCAUGGCCCCAGUGGUUGCCCAUCCUUCCAAGGGAGGUGGUGAUGAGUCAGGGCACCCUGUGCUCCCCAUUUCCUCUCCCAGUACUCCCAGGGGCCCCCCAACCCCCAUCCCAGUGCUCCGAGUGCCCUCAGUGACCUCCCCAUCCUCUCCCCACAGUGCUCGCAGCACACCCAGGGGUUCCGCAUUCCCCCUCCCACUCCCCCUGUCCCAUCCCACUGUAAAAGGAGCAGUCGGGGAGGAUCCUUUCUGAUCAAUUUCUCAAAUGAAAAUGAAACAAAAACGGGGCAAUAUUAUAUCUGAGAACUGUUUAUUGAUAAAGGAGGGUAAGUGUUCUUACCGAAGGGGGAUUAGAAGAGAGAGUAGAGAGGGAAAAAGAGAGACAGAGAGAGAAAGAGAAGACAGGGACAGCGUUACCACAAGAACCCUGGGUACUCUGUUGGCAUUACUUCAGCAGAUGGAGUGUGUGUGUGGUGAGCCCUCAUGGCUUUUGUGAGUGGCUGGGUGUGAUUUCCAAGUGGCAGCACCUCUGUGUUUCUGGCAUUGGUGAGCGAUGGCUGCGAGCUGGCUGUGGGCUGGUGCUGCGGUACUGGGGCUAUGGGGAAGCAGUGGAGCACCAGGCUGGGGGAACUGGAGCACCAGGCUGGGGAAGCAGUGGAGCACCAGGCUAGGGAAGUGCUGGAGCACCAGGCAGGGAAAUUGGAGCACCAGGCUGGGGAAGCAGCAGAGCACCAGGCUGAGGAAGUGCUGGAGCACCAGGCAGGGAAAUUUGAGCACCAGGCUGGGGAAGCAGUGGAGCACCAGGUGGUCACAGGAACGAGCUGCCUCCCAGAAGCAGCAAAGCAGGGAAGAACGGGUGAGGACAGGGAAGAAGGAGACAGGGAGGAAAAGUAGAUGGGGGGAUGAGAGCCAAGCUGACCGUCUGAGCGAGCCCCUGAUCCCUCCAAGAAGCCCAAAGCAAAAUGGCUCCUGUUGUGUCACAGGUAACUGCUUUUAUUUGCUACGGUUCCUCCCAUAGCGUGAUUUCCUGGGCACCUUUUCCUAGGCAUUUUUCCCUGACAUUUUUCCUGCCCGUCCAGGCAUUUGUCCCACCAACCAGUGGAGGGUUGCUCACAGCCCACUCAUGGAAGUUUCUCUCCCCUGAUCGGCUGUUUAGUGAAGCCUCCCUGGGACAGGGUUCCCAGCAUAUGUACAGCCCCUGGAGUAAUUUUUCACCUCAUGCCUAGCUCAUGUUUAGACAUAAAUAAAAAUCAGAUUGGUUCCUCUCAAUCCCCAUGCUCCCAGUGGUUCUGCAAUCGCCCUCCCAGUGCUCCCAGUACACCAGGUGGCUUAGUGUUUCCCAUCCCAGUUCCAAGGGGGCACAGGAUCUGGUUUCCUGCUCCCAGGACAAAAAUGCAGCUUUUGGGUUAAACUGGCAGAAAUGGUGAUUCUUUGUUCAGCUCUUCAGGCUUUAGGAACAGAAUUCUCCAGUUUGGGGCUGCUAAUAUGUUUUGAUUUGAAAGAGAGGUGUCUGCCAAGGAAGGCAGGAACCUCCCUUGGAAUGGAAAAUAUAAACCCUUUUCCCUCAUACUUAUUAGAACUUUGAAAUUAAGGGUUUUGCAGGCAAAGAUAUGGGAGCAGGAAUAACAGUUCUUUACUAGAAUGUAUUACGAGAAACAAGCUAAUGGAAGUUGACUUGCUGGCUAUUAUAUGAAUUGAUAUUACAUUAUUGAUUAUAUUGUUGAAUAAAUAUUGUGAUUAGUGUUGGGAUAGUGAGAUGUCUUGUGGAGUGGUUGAUGUUCUUGCGGUGGCCCGGUUGCAAGGUUGAUUUUAAUGGGGAUGGUUUUGUGUGUUGCGGUGUGGGUUUUGUGGGUUUACAUUGCAUGGACCAUUGCUGGCCAAGCCUUUAGGGCAUGACCUUAAGAGGAGCGGAACUUCAUCCAGUGAUGGCCCUGAGGACCACGGUGAUGAAACUGCGUUGGCGCUGAGGAGAGUGACAGGGGCUGAGACUGUGUAAAAUCAAAAUGAACAUGCAUCAAACUGAUGCAACACCAGGGGUAUGAAAGGUGAAGACACCAUUUGGCGGACAAGCCU
Molecule: messenger RNA, 3797 nt
Organism: Prinia subflava (tawny-flanked prinia)
Lineage: Eukaryota; Metazoa; Chordata; Aves; Passeriformes; Cisticolidae
Product: Fc receptor-like protein 4
Exons: 8
Coding region: 52-1680 (542 amino acids)
Biological process (GO): cell surface receptor signaling pathway
Cellular component (GO): plasma membrane
Molecular function (GO): transmembrane signaling receptor activity
Source: RefSeq, a predicted model, not a curated record